Molecule: messenger RNA, 303 nt
Organism: Medioppia subpectinata
Lineage: Eukaryota; Metazoa; Arthropoda; Arachnida; Sarcoptiformes; Oppiidae
Source: the annotation of a GenBank genome assembly
AUGAUCCUAUAUUCUCACGUCCGGUCGCCAAUCAAAUGGACCGGCAACAGUGACAUAAGACUUAAGAUUACACUUAUUUACGAGCAAACAAGCGAGCUUGAUAACAUUAAGCGGCCAGAGACGAAGAAGUGUUUCUAUUGUGCGAAAAAUACUGAAGCGGAUGUUCACCAUCAGUUUAAUCGUUGGUUUAGGUGGCGAUUUUAUUCCGACCGCGAGAUGGAGAGUACAGUGAAGCGCGUCCUUUCACUUACAAACCCAAAGAACUCGAUUCUCAAACUAUCGAUAAAAAGAGACGAAAAAUAA